GAGUGUCAAGAACCGUUCAAGUUAUUGGGUGCGGGAAUAAAGCGGCAGUGAAGCAACAACCCAGCGAGGAGUUGAAAGAGAGACGCAAUGGCAGAGACAAGAUUGACCAAGACCCAGGAAGAUCAGUGGAUUACUCAGUCUCAAGUUUUUCAAAUCUACAAUCACUUUGAUAACCUUCCUCCUGCUCAACAACACCUCAGGCUCCAGCUUUUUCGCGACGAGCACAUCGAUUAUCUCACUAAAGGCCUGCGACAUCUCGCUCCAUCCUUCUGCGUCUUGGAUGCCAAUCGGCCUUGGCUUUGCUACUGGAUUCUUCACUCCAUUGCGCUACUCGGAGACUCUGUCGAUGAUGAGCUAGAGGACAGAGCUAUUGAUUUUCUGGAUCGUUGCCAGGAUAAGAAUGGUGGAUAUGGCGGUGGGCCUGGACAGCUUCCACAUCUUGCUACAACUUAUGCAGCAGUAAAUUCACUUGUUACUCUGGGUGGCCAGAAGUCAUUGUCAUCUAUCAAUAGAGGUAACUUGUAUUUGUUUUUGUUGCGAAUGAAAGACAAGAAUGGAGGAUUCAGGAUGCAUGAUGGUGGAGAAAUUGAUGUUCGUGCUUGCUACACUGCAAUUUCGGUUGCAAGUAUUCUAAAUAUAUUGGAUGAUGAGCUGAUUGAGAACGUUGGAAAUUACAUUUUAAGCUGUCAAACGUACGAAGGUGGAAUUGCCGGAGAACCAGGUUCUGAAGCUCAUGGUGGCUAUACCUUUUGUGGGUUGGCCACAAUGAUAUUGAUCAAGGAGGUCAACCGUUUGGACUUGGCUAGUUUAACUGAUUGGUUGGUGUUUAGACAAGGAUUGGAAGGUGGUUUCCAAGGGCGAACAAAUAAAUUGGUCGAUGGUUGCUACUCAUUUUGGCAGGGAGGAGCAUCGGCAUUAAUACAAAGAUUGCAUAUGAUAGUUGAUGAGCAAGCUUUUGUGUCUGAUGAAGUAGAUGAAAAUGAUGCAGACAGCUCUCAAACUUCUGCUGAUUUAAGUGAAGAAGAACAAUGCCUUGGUGGGAACUCGCCACAUGCUGAUGAACAUUGCUCUCAUGAGGAUGGUGCCGGACAGCGAAAUCCUUCUGAUCAAGUUAAAUUUGAGCGGUUAGGUGUUGGUUCUACUGGGAGAAGAGGAAAUGCAGAAACAGAGCCUCUAUUCCAUUGCAUAGAGUUGCAGCGAUAUAUUCUCUUAUGCUCUCAGGUCGAGGGAGGGUUUAGGGACAAACCAGGGAAGUAUAGAGACCACUAUCACACAUGCUAUUGUCUAAGUGGCUUAUCGGUGUGUCAGUAUAGCUGGUCAAGUAAUGUUGAUUCUCAGCCUUUGCCAGCUGCUGUCUUCGGAAAUUAUUCUAAAAAUCUCUUGGAACCUGUCCAUCCGGUGUACAACGUUGUCUUUGAGCGGUACAAGGAAGCGCGGGAGUUCUUCAUGUUGCCUUCCUAGGCCUCUUCAUGUUUGUUUCCUCGGCCUGAAUACACUACGGCCUAAAUACACUACAGAAUUGUGAAAAUUGUGAGAACAAAUCAAGUCUUGAUUCUGUUGUAAGAUUAGAACUCGCAGUUACCUGUCAUAGAAGCAUAAUUCUGGAGCGUUUAUAAAAUGACAUUGAUAUUGUACUCA
Molecule: messenger RNA, 1638 nt
Organism: Daucus carota subsp. sativus
Lineage: Eukaryota; Viridiplantae; Streptophyta; Magnoliopsida; Apiales; Apiaceae
Product: protein farnesyltransferase subunit beta
Exons: 14
Coding region: 88-1461 (457 amino acids)
Biological process (GO): protein farnesylation
Cellular component (GO): protein farnesyltransferase complex
Molecular function (GO): protein farnesyltransferase activity
Source: RefSeq, a predicted model, not a curated record